AUGCGUGUACUUUCACUUUUAACUGCUGCGGCCUCAGCAGCCCUUGUGGCAGCCAACCCAUUGCCUCGCCAGGCCUCCAACUUUGCCGGGUAUCUCAUCUCGACAUUCAGUGAUGCCAACCCCAAAGUUCAAUUUCACCUAUCAAAUGGCAACAGCGCGUCGAGCUUCAAGUUCUUGAACAAGGGGCAGCCAGUACUUACAUCCACUGUCGGUACAAGGGCGGUUCGUGAUGUGUACCUUACAACCAACCCUUCGAGAUCUGUAUGGUAUAUUAUUGCUACAGAUCUUGACAUCAACGCCGCUGGGUUCAACUGGGACAAGGCUACAAGAACCGGUAGCAGAGGCAUCGUCGUCUGGAAGUCAACCAACCUGGUGGACUGGUCUGCUCCUUCUUUGAGAAUCGUCGAAGCCGAUACAGCAGGCAUGGUCUGGGCUCCAUCUGCUGUUUGGGAUGACGAAAAAGGCCAUUGGUACGUCUUUUGGGCCUCCAGACACUACCGGGCUACUGAUACGGGCCACACCGGUACCGCAACGCUCGACCGGAUCCGUUACACGGCGACCAAGGACUUUGUCACCUUCAGCCCAGCCCGGGACUAUGUCGCUCUUUCCGGUACACCCCUCAUCGACCAGGAGUUCCAGUAUCUCGGCACCCCUGGUGCUUACGCUCGCUUCCUCAAGAACGAGACGACCAACCAGGUUUACCAAGAAGUCACUUCCAACGGGCUUUUUGGUACUUGGAGACGCAUCCCUGGAUAUGUUAGAAACGAGAGCCCUCGCGAAGGGCCUGCAUCCUUUGCUGAUAACACCACUCCUGGAUUGUACCACCUCCUGCUUGACGACUACACGCAAUAUGUGCCCUUCCAGACCAAUAACAUCCAGUCGCCAAACUGGCAGACCUCAAGCACAUCCGGCUUUCCUCGUGGAUUGAAGCAUGGCAGUGUUACACCGUUAACGCAGAGCGAGUGGAACGCCCUUAACUCGAGGUUCCCGGCCUAG
This is a messenger RNA of Colletotrichum truncatum, 996 nucleotides long. Its product is annotated as glycoside hydrolase family 43 (arabinosidase). Lineage: Eukaryota; Fungi; Ascomycota; Sordariomycetes; Glomerellales; Glomerellaceae. The record is from RefSeq and is a predicted model, not a curated record.